AUGAGCCCUCCCGACGCCGUGCGUCCGUCGGCAAGCGCUCUCAGUCGCGGGAGGCACCUGCCGCUCCGUCAUCGUGCCCGGCGAGAGUCAGAGCCGCACCCUCCCCAUGCGCAAAUCGGGGUCGAUCGACUGCACGCGGCUGGCAUCACAGGCAAAGGCAUCCGCAUCGCCAUCUUGGAUACGGGCUUUGACUACAAGCAACAGCCCUUCGGGCACGACAUUGGGCCCGACAAGAAAGUCACGUAUGCGCACGAUUGGAUUGGCGAUUCCGAUGACCCAUACACCGAAUGCUCACACCAUGGCACUCACGUCAUGGGAAUCGUCGCAGCCGACCGAACCCAUUUCGGAGUCGUUGGUGCUGCCCCCGACGCGACCAUUGAACUGCACCGAGUCUUCGAUUGCGAUGGCCAUACCGACGAAGAUACGCUGUUCAGUGCGCUCACUGCGGCGUGGCAGCGUGGUGUGGAUGUGAUCAAUUGCUCCUGGGGACUGAGCGACUCCUUCGAAGCUGCCAUAUCGACACUUGCCGCGCGAAUCAUGGCGAAUGGCACAUAUGUGCAGUUCACUGCCGGCAACGCGGGUCCACGACCGUUCACUAUCAGCACUCCAGGCGCAACGCACGGCGUUCCUGCGGUGGGUUCGGUGGACUGUGAAAGCAGUGCGGCCUAUUUCUGGAAUGGGUCAUUCUUCUCGAACGGCGUACAGCAUAGCAUUCGCUGGGUCCCGGGACUCACUAACUACACUGUCACUGAAUUUCCCUCGGACCUUGACGUAUGGGCGCCACUGGAGACAGUCCCGGAGAACUCGCCUUGGCGACCGGUCAUGUUUCCUGCAAAUCUAUCCAUCCCAGAUAUGGAAGAGACCGUUUUGUUGAUUCGACUCGACUUCUUCGCAGUCUAUCAUCAGCACAUCGUUGAUCUCAUAAAGCCGAGAUAUAUACUGACCUACCAUCCCAUGCCUGGCGAUCUUGCAUUUCCGGGCAUGUACUUUCCAUCGUGGCCAUUGUCAGACUUCCCUGACACCAAGGCUUUGGCUACCGUCGAGCAUGAAACCGCUCUCCACAUGCUGCACGAGAUCAGUCAAGGCAGGCGAGUGAUCAUCACACUGGCACAGAAGAACGCCUACACCGACGACGUUGCUUAUGCCGUGAAUCUCCGCACAGGUGGAAGAAUGACGGAGAACAGCGGCUGGGGUCCAACCAUGUUCGGUGAAGCUGGUGUCACAUUCGCCGCGCCCGGUGGCAGGAUACUCUCUACCCUUCCGCGACUUUACGGUGGUUUUGGGCAGUUGACCGGCACCUCUAUGGCCGCACCUCUCGUGACGGGAGUAGUUGCAUUGAUGAAACAGCUUCACCCAGACUGGACUCCUGACAUGAUGCGCAAUGUGCUGGCCACAACUGCUCAUCCAAUGCCCUACACGGAUAACAGUACUCGUGAUUACGGGCUUCUGGCGCCGGUGAUCCAACAAGGCGGCGGAUUGAUUGAUGCAUUGAGUGCCGCUUAUGCUACGACAAUCGUCAACGUCUCCGUGCUUGACUUUUUGGACCUCAGUCGCAAGCCGUCAUCGCUUUCUUUCUCCUUAACCAAUGUGGGUAACGAGACUGUAUCGUUCGGCAUAAGUCAUAUUGGUGCGGCGUCGGGUUAUGCCAAGAUGCGCUCUGAAGACAUGUCAUUUGCUGAUGACAAGUAUUUGGACCAAUCGCGGUUGUUGAUGGCAGCAUAUGCCAACGUCCAAGUCUAUCCUACAUCUCUAACUGUGGAUCAAGGGCAGACUGCCGUAGUCCGUGUGACUGUUACGCCACCGGCCGGGUUGAAUCCCUCGCGAUUGCCAUUCUUCGGUGGAUACAUUGCACUUAACUCUACCGAUGGCACGCAAAAUUUGACAGUGCCAUAUAGCGGCAUUGCUGCUCGUCUCCCCAAGGAUUUGCCUCUGGUCGACGCUGAAAGCGUCAAGUCGGCCAUGUAUAGGCCCGAGGAUGAAUCGUGGUCGGGUUGUGACUCUAGUACCAAGUUUGAAUUGGUCGGCUUCAACAACACACUACGCUUCUCAUCAGGUGCCUGGCCGGCUGUCACUUUCAGCAGCCCUUUGCUUCAAAUUCAAACAUCUCGGGUCUCGAUGGUCAACGUUAUGAGCGGACAAGAGAUUAUCAAACAUACUCUCACCCCUGAAGAUUGGAGAGCCAAAAAGUGGUACUGGAACGGAGAUAGCAGCAGCAGAGAACAUACUCUCGUCUCGGAAGGUCGUUAUUUUUGGAGACUAAAACAUUCAGGCCUACUCGCUCGCAACGAGGAAGAUUAUACCACGAUCGACACGGAUCCCUUUUUUGUGGGAUACAGCAAAGGUGAUGAACAGUAUCAUCGCACCUUGCCCGAAUUUGAGGACACACCGUGCGAGAUCGAAGCUGCAGAAGGCUUCAGAAGCUGGUAG
Pseudocercospora fijiensis CIRAD86 is the source of this 2427-nucleotide messenger RNA. RefSeq lists its product as uncharacterized. Gene Ontology annotation, cellular component: membrane; cell wall. Gene Ontology annotation, biological process: proteolysis. The record is from RefSeq and is a predicted model, not a curated record. Lineage: Eukaryota; Fungi; Ascomycota; Dothideomycetes; Mycosphaerellales; Mycosphaerellaceae. The transcript has a single exon. Gene Ontology annotation, molecular function: serine-type endopeptidase activity. Bases 1 to 2427 code for a protein of 808 amino acids.